GAGGACGAGGCGCGAGGGGACCCGAGAAGGAGGCGCGAGGGUCACGGUACGAGUCGUGCUCGCCCAAUCGCGGGGAAUGGCGCUGGAAGCUGCAUGCUUGCUCGGUGAAGCAUGGUCCAGAGAACUGAGGGGGUGCGACGAACAUGCGGACGAAGGGAGCGACCGAUUCCAUGGGCAGACGCACCGGCUCGUCUGCGCUGCGUAAUACUAACUCAGAAGCACCUGGGGUGGCGCGUCGGGGGAUUUCGAGAUGUCGGGAGCUUCGCGAGCCAAGCAGCGGAUGUGGCGGGCGCGUCGGGACCGAGAGGAGCUUCGAGAUCGCGCACGGGUUCGCAGGCGGUCCUUGUGCCGCCGAGUAUACCUCGCGCCUGGCGCGCCAUUCGGGAUCCCUGCUAUCCGCGCCUGGUGCGCAGCCAUUUUUUGUGCUCGAUUUCGACGACGUCUCGCCUCUUUCUCUGCCGAUGGGUUCUACUCGAGCACGAUCUCUCUGGCCUUCACCCCGCCUUCGUCAACCUGGUCCCAACAUUCAUUGCUGAAACUUCAUUGGGGAAGGGACGUACCCGUCGAUGAAGGCGCCCGUCAGACUCUGGACGCAUACGCUGCUGUUGGGUGGACAAGUCUACUGCUGCUGCUGCUGCUGGAACGAUAGAC
Messenger RNA from Schizophyllum commune H4-8, 651 nucleotides. RefSeq lists its product as uncharacterized. Bases 112 to 570 code for a protein of 152 amino acids. The transcript has a single exon. NCBI's taxonomy places the organism in Eukaryota, Fungi, Basidiomycota, Agaricomycetes, Agaricales, Schizophyllaceae. The record is from RefSeq and is a predicted model, not a curated record.